UGGCAUGCCAUCCAAGUUAUAUUGCAUAAAUGAACCACAUAUUUUAUCAGUUCUGUUAAGUUAAUAGAAAAGACCAAAUAAGGCCAGAUUUCUGCAUGUUUUCUGCUUUUUCCAGAUGUCAAUCUAUCCUGUUGCCUCUACAAUUUCAUAUGACCUGGGAUUUGGACUCAAUGUGUUUCUCAUGGAUCCCCAAUAUAGAAACAUCUGUGGGUGGUGGGCGGAGGAUGGAAAAUAAAUAUCUGGACACGAGCCAAAAUAACAAGGAUUUAGAGAGCAUUGCAAGCCCGUACUCAGAAUAAGAUGACGAUAAGCAGAGCGAACAUGAAUUCUUCCAGUCCCUGUCAGAUAUUAAAGUCAGCGUUCCCACACAUUCAAUCAAGCGCUGUAUGAGACUGGUAUGCAGUUAAACAUAGCUUGAAAAAAACAUUGACUGCCUUGUAAACAGUGCGAAGUUGCAUAAUUCGUGAGAAAUAAGCAAGCAAAUUGAAUGUGGUCCUGGCUGAUACAAGGGGCUACUCGGAGGAUGAAAAUCAAGUCAUGGGCGGCAGACUCGACCACGUACACACCACUGGUAUUUCACCACAGUGCAAUUUAUCAGCUGCUACUUUUGAGUUUGCCAAAUAUCUUUGACAAGAGCACCACUUGGGUUUGUAGAUAAGGAAGGCGAUGGCAUUGGAUGCUGGAUUCUCAGGAUGAUGCCUUUACUUGCAGCCCUCACUGUUAAGGGUCACGUUCAAUUCGCAAUUCAGCCACCACUUCGAUUAUCAGAGCGCUUCCGAGCUCUCUGCAAGUUCAGCCGAAUAAACGCUUCAAAGAGGAACGGUGCCGACGAAAUUUUAAUAGUUACACCUGCAACGGUUGAGUAAUUUCAACUCUACCGAAAAAUGUAGGAGCCGCUGGAAUGGGAAACGCUAUAAUGUCCGUGGUCUCUUUUUUUCCGUCCAAAUCGUGCCAGCAUUACCUGCUGGGAGGUGAUAUCGAGGACCUGCCUCCGGAUAAAAUGAUGGAUUUGAGUGGGAAACAUCUGAGGAAGUUUCCCCUGCAGGUUUGUGCCUUUACUGAACUUAUUAAGCUGUACCUGAGCAAUAACAAUCUGAGGAGCCUUCCUCCCGAGCUUCACCUGCUCAGCUGCCUGCAGAUUUUAGCUCUGGAUUUCAAUCAUUUCAAGGAAGUGCCCCAGGUAAUCAGUCGCCUCCGCCAGCUCUCCUGUCUCUACCUGGGCAAUAACUAUCUGUGCGACCUGCCGGCUGAGUUGAGCUCGCUGCCUGACCUGAAAACGCUGUGGAUCGAGGGCAACUGUUUUGAACAGAUCCCCAGAGUGGUUUCCGAUAUGAAGCAUCUCAGGAUCCUACACGCAGAGUGUAACCAACUCAGCGAGCUGCCCAGAGAGCUCUGGCGCCUCCGUGAACUGCAAAACAUCUGGCUUUCAAGCAACUCCUUCUGUGAGUUUCCCCACGUAUUGCUGGAGAUCGACAGCUUGGAGAUCAUAGACGUGGACCGUAACUCGAUCAGGUUCUUCCCCAGCAUGGUCCACAUGAAGAACCUGAAGCUGGUGAUAUAUGACCGCAAUCCCUGCAAGAGUGGCCCCAGUGUGGGCGAGGACGUCCGCAGAGUGGGGCGGUGGGCAGACUUUCGCCCCGAGGCCACCGACGAAUUAUUGCCGGGGAAACUGAGCGAGCAAGUGGAUGGGGCCGAGCACAUUGAAACAACAGAACACAAUGAACUCAACGAGGAUUCUGGUUCGGUGCGCGAAUGAAACAACUUGAUCCCACCAGACGUCCACAAAAGGCAAUUUGCAGGCUUCCGAUUUUAUUAUAAUUAUGCAAUCCGUGUAGAGAUGAUAAAUACCGCCGCACUCCUGACAAAGCUUUAAGGUGCAUGGGGCAACAUUUAAAGGAGAUGAGCGGGUCACGUUUUAUUUUACAGAUAGUGCUGGGCACCUGGAAUGCGCUGCCAAGGGAGGCAGCUACAUAGUGGCGUUUAAGAAGCUUUUAGAUGGGCACGUGGAUAGGCAGGGAUGGAUGAUUAUCGAUCAUGUGCAAGCAGGUGGGAUUAGUUUAUCUUGGCCUCAUGUUGGUCACAGAUAUUGUGGGCCGAAGGGCGUAUUCCUGUACUGUACUAUGUUCCUCUCACGAUGUUUACCACACGAUACUUGCUUGCAUGGGAAGGACGGUUAUCAUCGAUGUACUAAGCGAGAAGCUGGAAAACCAUACGGAUGAAAGCAAUAAGAAAUGUAAAAUGGAAGGAAUCAAGAGUAAUGUUUAUAGGGUGAUGUGAAAGUGAGCAUUAAAUACCAGCCCGGA
This is a messenger RNA of Amblyraja radiata (thorny skate), 2303 nucleotides long. RefSeq names its product leucine rich repeat containing 10 (gene lrrc10). Gene Ontology annotation, cellular component: cytoplasm. The record is from RefSeq and is a predicted model, not a curated record. The coding region runs from base 902 to 1756 and encodes 284 amino acids. The transcript has a single exon. Lineage: Eukaryota; Metazoa; Chordata; Chondrichthyes; Rajiformes; Rajidae. Gene Ontology annotation, molecular function: protein binding.